Papaver somniferum (opium poppy) is the source of this 2952-nucleotide messenger RNA. RefSeq lists its product as uncharacterized. The coding region runs from base 364 to 1311 and encodes 315 amino acids. NCBI's taxonomy places the organism in Eukaryota, Viridiplantae, Streptophyta, Magnoliopsida, Ranunculales, Papaveraceae. The transcript has 3 exons. The record is from RefSeq and is a predicted model, not a curated record.
UUGGCUUAUCUUAACAAGCAAAAAUCCACUGAAAAAUGGUCUAAGUUUGACAACAGAAGAAAUUCAGCAGUAAAAUUCAGUCAAGAAUUAUUUUGUCUUUUUUCUUCCAAAUACAUCUUUACAGACCCCCCCACCAUGCACAUUCCAGGAUUCUUUCAUUAAGUAAGACCAGCUCUUGUUUGAUUCCUGAGUCUAAGAAGGAAGACAAAACCAAGAACCCACUUUGAGAAGCAAAUUUCUGAAGCAGUUAAGAAAUGGGUUCUUAGAAUUUAUCCUCGGUUUGAUAAAUUCAGGUAAGCUUCACAAACCCCAUUUUCUUCCAUUUUAUUUUCUGCAAAUUCUGAUUUCUGGGGGUGUUAAAAGAUGAGGGAUUUUCCAUCUUGUUUCGGUGAAAAUGGAGUUCAAAUUAUAGACUCUUCUUCAUCUAGCACUACUACUUGUAAAGCUGCACAAAAUUUGGUUACAUGUAUUUAUCAGAGUACAUUACAAGGAAUGUCAUGUUUGAUAAACAUAACAUGGAGUAAGAAUUUGAUGGGUCAAGUUCUUAGUGUUGGAAUUGAUGAUUCUACUACUAAUCAUUGUCUAUGCAAAGUUGAUAUAAAACCAUGGUUAUUCUCUAAAAGGAAAGGGUGUAAAACAUUAGAAUUAGCUAAUAAGAAGAGUAAAGUUGAUAUAUAUUGGGAUCUUUCUUUGGCUAAAUUUGGAUCUGGACCUGAACCACUCGAAGGAUUCUAUGUAGCUAUUGUGUUUGAUAAAGAAAUGGUUCUUUUACUUGGGAAUUUGACUAAUGAGGCUUAUAAAAAGGCUAACUUGGAACCAAAUAGCUCUUUUAAUGGGAUUGUUAUCGCAAAAAGGGAACAUAUUUUUGGGAAGAAAGUUUAUUGUACUAAGGCUCAGUUUUUCGAUAAUGGAUUAAUCCAUGAUCUCAUAAUUGAGUGUGAUACUGUUGGCCUUAGAGAACCUUGUCUCGUCAUUCAGGUUGAUAGUAAAACUGUGAUGCAAGUGAAGAGACUAAGAUGGAAAUUUAGAGGGAACCAAACAAUUUUAGUUGAUGGGAUCCAUGUAGAGGUGUUUUGGGAUGUUCAUAGUUGGCUGUUUGGUGCAGUAGGAAAUGCAGUUUUCAUGUUCCAGACUUGCUUAGCGGCUGAGAAGUCAUGGGCUACUAAUAAUACCUCUACCGACUCCUCAUUCAAAAGAAAUACUUCGUCUGACUCAUCUGCUACACCGUGGUCCUGCUCUGAGACUUUUAGAGAAUCACAAUUGCAAGGUCUUGGUUUUUCGUUAGUAUUAUAUGCUUGGAAGCACGAGUAAGGUUAUGUUUCCUCAGCCAAGUGAUGAUAUAUAUGGGUAGAAUUACACUGAAAAAGAUUACAUGUAAGUUGCUUCAUGUGUUUUUAUUCCGUUCUGGAAAUUUUCUUUUCAAAUUAAUUUGAUUUGUUUCUAUGAUAAGAAAUGUCUUGUUUCUGUUCAUUUAUUUGGUAUAUUAGUCGUUUCUAUGGAAAAACUCAUGUGGGUGUUGGUGUAUGAUUUGGAAAGUAUGUAAAAUGGCAUACUUUUAGCUAUUCAUUGCAUUCUGGUCUUCUUUACCUACUUAAUGAGCAUGUGCUGCAUUCUACAACAAUCUAAUAGUCUUUAUUGGGUCAAGGGGUCGAACAAAGGGGGCAUAGUCUAAUAUACUUGCUUGAUAUUAACAUUGUUUAGGAUAGAGCAAACGACACUGUGGAUGCCUCUGUAGUAGAGUGGUAAAGUCAUUAGGUGUCGAUACCACAACUCGAAACUCGUCCAUACCCUAUUUUACCUAUCAAAGAGAAAAAAAAGAAGAGAUAGUGCAACUAUACUGUGGCAGGUUUUAAGUUCAUCUUUGCUGCAGGAAUUUUAUAGGUGUAAAGAGCAGAUUUCUUGUUGUGUUUAAUCUAUUAAUAUUGUGAAUUAGAUGGACAUAUAUUGAAGUUGGUAUUACACAAACAGGUGGUCUGAAUGAAUAUGUGCUGCUUUAUGUGGUUUUUAAAUUUACAUUCGUAUGUAGAAAAUGAUUUGCAUGUCUUUUCCUUCUUUCUCAAGUACUUUUCUCUGUCAUCUUUUUCCUCUAAGAGCUCAGGAAUUACUUGAUGUUUGCUGAAACAAUUUUGUAAUACGGGUGUUUUUAUUUAUUAUGAUAUACUCAUACCCUUUUGAGGGAUUUCCUGUUUAGUUUGUUCUGUGAAAGAAAGAAUUAUCGUAUGAACAAUUUUCCGAAGCAGCAUCUAGAAGUUUCAGCUCUCUCGCCAAAUGUUCAGAGUUCAAGAAUUGUAGUUCUUCCUUCUAACAGCAUUAUCAGUUCAGUUUCUAGCGAUCAAGUUUCGACAGCCUAUGAAGGUGCUGAGUUUGAGAUAAGCAAACAUGACAUGAAUCAAAAUGUGUCCAAGUCAAGAUACUGUGCCGAGAAUUCUUCAAGUUUAGCUCGUUUCAGCUUUCAAACGGAUGACUCCAACAAAUGGGAACAAGUAACCCCAGAUUUGUAUCGGAGCUUACCAAACAUACCGCAGUUUAGGUUGGCAAGGGCUUGUUCAUUGUUAAAGUUCCUCCAGACAGAUGAAGGACUAUUAUGGUUCUCCAACACAUUGCGCAGUUAACUCAGCAGAUCUCCGUAUAAAUAAUAGAGCUAGAGAGUGAGCAAGAAGAAGAAAACAAGAAGAAGAAAAAAAGAAGAGAGAGAUGGCAAGAGCAAAUAUGAUGGGCUGGGCAAUGUUGCUGGUUGUGGUGAUGGCUUUGUAUGUGGGUAAAGUUGUGUCGAUGAUGGUUUUUUAGCAAGGGCAAAACUUGUAAAAUUGCAUCUGAACCUGCAUCAAAGACAAAUCUAUAAUAUAUAUGCUAGGGCUUCACCCAGCUGAACUCUCAGUAUUCAAUAUAUGUUUAUAAAUAUGUGUGAGAACUCUCAGUAUUCAAUAUAUGUUUAUAAAUAUGUGUGAAUCU